Molecule: messenger RNA, 1815 nt
Organism: Macadamia integrifolia
Lineage: Eukaryota; Viridiplantae; Streptophyta; Magnoliopsida; Proteales; Proteaceae
Product: transcription factor TCP14-like
Exons: 1
Coding region: 309-1484 (391 amino acids)
Cellular component (GO): nucleus
Molecular function (GO): DNA-binding transcription factor activity; sequence-specific DNA binding
Source: RefSeq, a predicted model, not a curated record
CUCCCUUAUCCUCUCUCUAGACUCUUCAGAGAAACCAACCCAAACCUCUCUCUCUCUCUCUCUCUCUCUCUCUCAAACGAAUGCGAAAGCAAUCGGAGUCCAAGAAAAGAGCCCCCAUCACCCCACCACCACUACCACCACCAUCACUGUGUGUAAUAGAGAAAAAGAAAUAGAGAAGUAGAGAGAGAAGAGACACUGGUACCCACAUCACCACAUGUAAUUUGUAUUGAGGGGGUCAUCUACAGUUCAAUCCAUUCAUCCCCAGAUGUGCUAUUAAGAAAGCAUAGAUUAAUCUUUUUUAGCUGAUCAUGGAGGGAGAGAAUGGGAUCCGAAGACCCAACUUUCCAUUGCAGUUGUUAGAGAAGAAGGAAGAAGAAGACGUGUGCUCAAGCUCAGGCUACCCAUCUCUAGCCAUAUCAGCCGAGACAAGCACGAUCCGAUCAUCAAAUAAUUCCACUCUCCAAGUCCAAAGAGCCGCUGCCGCCGCCGAACCUUCUUCAAAGAAGCCUCCACCCAAGCGUACCUCCACCAAAGAUCGACACACCAAGGUCGACGGCCGGGGACGUCGCAUUCGCAUGCCUGCCACAUGCGCCGCUCGUGUCUUCCAACUCACUCGAGAGCUCGGCCAUAAAUCCGACGGUGAGACCAUUGAAUGGCUCCUCCAACAAGCAGAACCCGCUGUGAUCGCCGCCACCGGCACCGGUACUAUACCCGCCAAUUUCACGUCCCUGAAUAUCUCCCUCCGGAGCUCCGGCUCUAGCAUGUCGGCCCCGUCUCAGCUCAGGACCUCAUACUUCAAUCAAAACUUCGCUGCAGCCACUCAACAGCUAAGGAUGAGAAGCGAAUGGGAUGAGUCACAACGCCGAAUUUUAUUCCCAGAGAACUCCUCCUCUACGCUCCUUAGUUUUAACACGAAUGAUUUAAACCCUUCCAUGUUACAUGCCACUAAGCAGGAGCUGCGUGACCCUUGCCUAGACAUGUCGUCGGACACCGCUACCGAGGUGGGUAUUGGCGGCAGAAAGCGUCGGCCAGAGCAAGAUACUUCUCAACAUCAAAUGGGUAGCUACUUGUUGCAAUCAAGUUCAUCAGGCUCAAUUCAGGCGAGUCAUGGCCAGAUUAAUCCGGGAGCUUUUUGGAUGGUUACUAACCCUAACAACCAAGCCAUGAGUGGUGGUGACCCUAUAUGGACAUUCCCUUCUAUGAAUAACACUAGCAUGUAUAGAGGGUCUAUGUCCAGUGGGCUACAUUUCAUGAAUUUCCCAACCCCAAUGGCUCUCUUGCCUAGCCAGCAGUUGGGUUCAGGCAUCGGUGGGAGUGGUGGCACAUCGGAGGGCCACUUGGGCAUGCUUGCUUCAUUCAACGCAUAUCGCUCUUUGUCCGGCGGUGGCACCGGUGCUUCUGACCUUCAGGCAAGUGGUUCCACUUCCAAUCAGCAUCAUCAAGGAGGAAAUGAACGACCUGAUUCAACCAGUCACCAUUCCUAGAAGUUGAUCAUGUAUGGCUUGAAUUUGAUUUUUUUUUUUUUUUCUCUUUUUCUUUAAAAAUCUUUUCAAUAUAUUUUGCACUUGGAACACUCUUGUGCCGUUUGAUUGCUCCAAAUCUGAGUUCUAAUAUUCCCAUUUUUUUUGCCCCCUCCAUCAUCUUCUGUAUGUGUGAGUGAGUACUAAGUAGUAAGGGUUUAGGGUUUGAGAAGACAGAUUUUUAACAUGGGUUUUGGUGUUUUCUAUUUUUACUGUCUCUUGAGCUGUUACUAAACAAAAUCUUAUUAGUUAUAUAUUGGCCGUCUUACAGUUUUGGUUUAAGGUUACUUGUAAA